AUGAAUAUCUCCCCCAGGCACGAAGGAGACUGGUUAGUUGUCAUCCCCUUGGCUGAGGGUGCAACUCUUCUUUCCUCUGGAGCUAGACUGUACAAGGGCUUUGCAGCAGUUGUCGACGACUGCUGGGAUUACAGUCCAAAUGUGCCUAUGCUGUUCUUGAGGCCUAAGAUUUUGGUCCCGAGUCCUAUACCGCCACGAAGGGAAUGGAUCUCAUUACAGCUUAGCGAAAAAGCACAGGAUCUUCGAGAAGAAAUCAAAGCGCUGUUACCUCAGGCUGGCACUUCGUGGGAUCGUAACACGCACGAGAUAAGCUACUCUAGCGACGAGUUGACCAAGAAGUUGUGCGAGCUGGGAGGUGACAUAGUGCUGGAGAAGAGACUAAUCUGGACUGUUGGGAAAUUUCCUGUUCCUACAAGGGUUAUCAACGAAAGGAGUUGGAUGAUUAUUAUCCCUUUAUAUGAGAAUACAGUCCUUACUCCUAGGGGUAGAUUGGAAGAUGGUUGUUACACAUGGAUCCCCGAUGAGCCAGUCAUGCCUGCAGAUACACCGGUUAUAUUCUGCCGUUGA
This is a messenger RNA of Aspergillus chevalieri, 567 nucleotides long. RefSeq lists its product as uncharacterized. Bases 1 to 567 code for a protein of 188 amino acids. The transcript is spliced from 2 exons. The record is from RefSeq and is a predicted model, not a curated record. Lineage: Eukaryota; Fungi; Ascomycota; Eurotiomycetes; Eurotiales; Aspergillaceae.